AUGGGCACUUUUAGCCCGGAACCCAGUGGAGUGGUCCCAUGGCACCGUGCUGCCGUGGUGCCGUGGCGCGGCGAUGGGAGGGUAACCUCAGUCGCCAAGGUCAGGGUGAAGUGUCUGGAUCAGUUGCACGUGCAAACGUUCGAGGUUGGUGCCAGCGAGUCAGUAUCAGACCUCAAGACCGCUAUCGCUCGAAGUUUCUCGGUAAAGCCUCAGCUUCAGCAGCUGACCUUGGGCGAUCGGAUUCUGGAGGACCAUGAGGUGGCAGGGGAUGUCUUUGGCAGCGACAUCCUGGAAAAGGAAGGGUUUGUGGGACUCCGCGUGAUCGGACCAGCGAUCUCCUGCAGUCUCUGUGGCAUCUCCGGUUCCGUCGACUACUACGGAAAGUGCGGCCACUGCGGUGAGAGCGGUGGGUACACAUUUAGCUGCGAACAGUGUCAUCAUGGAUUUCCAAGUUCCUAUGCGAGGGAAGUGCACAUGAAGUUCGUCCACGGCCUUCGUACGCCAAAGUCAAGAAGCUUUCGGCCCUGUGCUCAGGAGACCUCGAAGUCGGAGAUCCAGAUCCUACCUGCUUCGCUGCUUCGAUGGAUGAUUAGCUGA
Molecule: messenger RNA, 597 nt
Organism: Cladocopium goreaui
Lineage: Eukaryota; Dinophyceae; Suessiales; Symbiodiniaceae
Source: the annotation of a GenBank genome assembly